AGAAACGUAUGGAUUCGGGAGAUCUAGAUUCGUUUUUGGAGAAAGUGGACCACGUUACCGAUGUUAUAAAGGGUUUGGCAGACAACGACCAAACUGCAACUGAUAAAGCUAAUGAGAUGCUGAAAAAUGGAAAGAGCUCAGAAUGUCUUGGAUUCAAUGCAACACGCAUAAAUAAGGUUACAGAACGAGAUGAAGAAGACACAAAAGUGCAACAGAAGCAGGGCUGGAUGGACGAAAUUGCGGCGGAUGCUGAAAAAAGAGCCAGGAAUCGAGCGAUUCGCAAGAAGGAGAGCGAUCAAUUCAAAUACAAAGGUAACAAAAGUUUAGCUGAAGGUGAUCUACAGUCAGCCUACAAUUUCUACUCACAAGGAAUUGAAAUUAUGAAAGAUAACCUACCUCUUUGGACCAAUCGAGCUCAAGUGUCGAUUAAAUUGAAUCGACUGCAAGAGGCUAUCGAUGAUUGCGACUUUGCCUUCAGAAUUGAAGAGGGAUGUCUGAAAGCAUUUGUACAUAAAGCGAAAGCACUGGCGUUAAUGAAAAAGUAUGAAGAUGCUCGUAGUUGUCUGCAGGAUGCGUUAGAAGAUGAAUUUAAACCAACUGCAGCUCGUAAAAAGACAGUGGCGGAGUACAUGGACUUAAUAGAUGAGAUGGAAAAUGAAUAUCGUAUGAGUGAAUUGGCAGAUAAAGCAAAGGAAUCAGGAUCUAAUGAGUUCAAAUCGAUAAACGAGUGUGUCACCUGUUUGACGAAACCAGAGCAACCAAGUCUGUACUACAUCGGAGCCAUGCAAUGUCUCCUGUCUCUCGUACUAAACGAACAAGAUAAGAUUCUGGCUCGAAAAGAAGGCGCACUUGACAUUUUAGCACAGUUUAUUUACCAAAAAGGCACAUCUUUGUUGAGCUGCUCAAAUGAAAGAACUGGAAACGAAAAAAUCUCGAAGAGUGCGAAUAGCGCUGAAGAUGGAGAUAUGAUGAUUUUGAUUAGUUCUUUCGAUGUUUUGAGGUCAUUGUCGACGAAUUGCUUCAGUAAUCUGGAGUAUAUAACUAAAACGCAUCUGGACAGUUUGAAAGUUACACUUGAUUUGUUGUCAUUGCAAAAUGGUACGAAAGUAGAGCUUACAGUAUCGACGUUGCAAUUUGUUUCUGCUCUCUUGGAAGAUAAGUUUUGUCGAAGAUCCUUAGUGAAUAGUUGGGGUGGGGAUUCAAUCGUUAAUUCAGUUUUGGCUGCAACAAAUAUUGCUACUAUGAAUGAGGAAAAAGCAGCUAAAGUGUCUUGGAAGAAGAAUAAUGAAAUAGUUCAUAUGACAGGGUUGGUGCUCUUAAACAAACUCUCGGAAAUGAAGGAAUUCCAGAUUAUUAUCAGCACAAAGCUACUAACUGAAUCGGCAAUAGAGAGCUUGACCAAGUUUAUCGGAAAUGAAGACAAAAUGUCGAAUAAAAAUAGAAAUGCGAUUCUAUCGGAGGGAGCGAUCCUUAUCACACACAUGGUAAACUCAGCCGAACUGGGAACCUCAAAAGGAUCCAAAGAAGUUGAAAAGCUGUCGAGUGCUCUAACAGGCUUAGUUGAGAGCAUACUAAGUUUGUUGGAAAAAACAGCUGCGCAAUUGAUUCAGAACAAAAACAAGCCAUGCGUAUCUUUGACAACCACCAAUAAAUACCUGUGCCUAAUUUACUCUUUCUUGCAAAGCGAAGAAUUAAACACGGAAUCAACGAAAGAAAAAGCUCUCAAAGUUUGCGACCAAUUCAUAUUGUACGUAGACCCGCCGAUAAAAUCGAUUUCAGAAAGCGAUGAACUGACUUUAAGCUCAACAAUACUUGCAAUUUUGAAAUCAAUUUCGGCAAAAUCAGACAAAACCUGUUUAAAAUUGUGGACUGGAAAUAGUGUAAUCAAGCUAAUAAGCAGCCUUAUAAAACUGUACAACAGUAGUUUGAAAACAGAAUCUUCUUUCGAUGAAAGCGGACUGGAAACUAGUUGCCAAGUUGCAAGUGGAUUACUGGCUGUUAUUUUGAAGACCAUUCCUACGAAAAAUCGAUUGCGUUACUGGACUGAUUUUGAUACCAAUUUGAACCAACUGCUAACUAGUCUCAAAUUGACAUCCGAUAUCAAAUCUAGUGCGGCUGAAAUUAUAUGUGCCAAUAGUGCUUUAGCGUUAUCAUUUCUGUUGGAUUCUCUAAAUAGUGCGAAGGUGAAAUCGUUGUCAGAAAUGCACCCUAAUAUCUGCCAAGAAAUGUUGGCAAUAGCUUCAAAUCAUACCAAUGAUAAAGUGAGAGGGAACGUAGCUAUUGCAUUGAGCAAGUUAGUCAGCAAAGACCAGAAUCAGCUGGAUCAACUGAGGAAACUUGAUGGCCUGAAAAUUUUACACGACUGUGUUCAAUUUGUGGACUAGCUUGAAUAAAAACCAAACAGCGGAAAAAAACGAGCAGCAAAUAUGAUCGAACAAAAUACAUAUUUCACAAAAUGUAAACUAGUGAACUUUGUUCAAAAUUGUGUAUUUUAUAAACUGUAAAUUUGUCUAUUUGUACAUAAUACGAUAAUACGUUAUAGUCUAUGCAUAAUUGAUUGUGGUCAUAACAUACUGAAUAAUUCAAAA
Symsagittifera roscoffensis is the source of this 2588-nucleotide messenger RNA. Its product is annotated as tetratricopeptide repeat protein 12-like. Lineage: Eukaryota; Metazoa; Xenacoelomorpha; Acoela; Convolutidae. Bases 9 to 2384 code for a protein of 791 amino acids. Gene Ontology annotation, cellular component: cytoplasm; centrosome. The record is from RefSeq and is a predicted model, not a curated record. Gene Ontology annotation, biological process: axonemal dynein complex assembly; sperm axoneme assembly. The transcript is spliced from 3 exons. Gene Ontology annotation, molecular function: protein binding.